AUGGCACCAGUCAUCGCCAGCACAGGUCAGACCCGGUCGCGGCUGCCUCCGAAAUGGAUGCAGCCGCACCGCGCCACUCCCAAGACCGUCGUCGCCGACUCCAAACCAAUCGAACGCAGCGCGUCUGCCGUGACCCGAGACAGUCCCGUCCGCUGGUCCACUCAUACGCUUGCUGGCGACUCCAACGAUACCGUUCGCAGUCGCGCCGAAUCCACCACCUCCACCUACGUCGACACAUUCGCCCACCGUCGCAAGAGCCGCAUCAGCGAUCUAACUUGCAUCGACCACGCCGAUCCCACCGACAUCGCCCAUCUCACCCCUUCGCAAAGCCUUGCCUCCAGUAUCAACGAUCUCUCACUCACCCUCAAUGACGAUGAUGAACUACCCAGUACAACAAUGCCACAUGACGACAAGCUCGCUCAUUACAAUCGCAGCGAUGACAUUGUAAUCUCCGACGCCGACCGGAAUUCCUCUGCCGCUGCUAGCUAUCCCAUCCAUGACGACACCGACGAUGACAAUGAAGACGACGAUGACCUCGCAGAGAGGAUUGACAGGCUCAUGGCUGCCACGAUGGAAGCUUUGGAAGCGUCCAACGCGCUCGUCCUGGACACACUCGCAUCUAGAGCCAAGCUUGCGCAGCUCAACGCCAUGGAGGCAGCCCUCGAUUCUCAUCUCGACACCAGAGAGGCCCACCUGCGCCGCCAGAUCACUGCCGUUUCAGACAUGUCCGACUUUAUGGCUAGAACGACGGCGGAGCUAGACAAGCUCACACGUCUUGGUCAAGCUUCCCGCCGGUCUUCUGUCGACCCCUCGUCUGCAAACCCCAUCACCGCCCUGGCUGACGCAGCUGGUCUCCAAGUUCGUGGUGCCGCUGCAGCGGGUAUCGUACAGGCGCAAGAUCGAGACGCUACCAUUGGCAAGACCGCCGCGAAACGCCUCGAACGCAUGCUUCACGCACCCACCACUCCCAGUGCCUCGCCAUCGUCCGCCGCCUCUCCCCAGCGUCGCGAUCCCAAUCCUUCGAGACGGGCGUUCUCGAUAUCCAACUUUGCUUCUGUGCAGUCGAGCAUUGCCGAAGAAUCGCCGGUCGAACAUCAAGAGCCCACCGGUCAGCAGCCUCCCUCAGCGUCGACUACGCCCAAGCUGGCAGCGCACUCGACCUCUGACAGCCGCGAUGGCACACCACAGAAGAAGCGUUCGGUCAGCUACGACAGCCGAGCCUCCUCAAGCAUCAACUUGAUGUCCAAACUGGGCGGGCCAUCGAGAACGGCGUCGGCAGCUGGAGCCGCCUUCACAUCCACAGCAGUCACCGCCCCAUCAAUCGCCAUGGGACCCUCGGCUGCACCUCCAGCAGCAUCAGUGCCUGCGGCCGGCAAAUCAGGCCCCGGUGUGAUAGACUUCAACGAGACAGCAAGUUCGCGGGUCCUUGCCUCGGCUCAGCCCAUUCAGAGGCCUUCACUCAUGGCAGCACUCCGCCAGGACUCAGCCCAGCCAUCCAAAUCCUCAGCAUCAAACACGCGGACGACCAAGUCCAAGGACGUGGUAGCUGCGACCGACCCGCAAGCAAUCUCCGGCCUUCCAACUUACAGUCGGGCAACCAGCCUCAAAGCUGAAGCUUCUACAGCAUCAGCUUCCAAGUCGGCCGAGUCGACGCUCGCAGCCCUGCUCGGCAUGUCGACGGCGCCAGCCUCGGCCUCUGUAUCCUCGCGCAACGAGACGCCAUCCGACUCGUCGUACUUUGACAGUGCUACCGAGGGCUCGAUGCUCUCCGCUUCCCCUCCGACCCCGGGCAGCAUGCAUGCCAUUCGAGGCGUGCUUGCCACGCCCUGGAAGCCCGCCGCACGAGAUGGAGCUGGCCAAGAUUUCGAAGCGUCUUCGUCGCACGAGAACCCAUCGACGGAUCAGGCGGCUGCCAAGCUUCGCCGUGUAUCGGGGCAGUACUCGACGUUUGUAAGCCCACGGGCCUCGCUGUCGAUAUCGGAUCGCGAGCGCGCGGGCCAGCUCUCAUCGCAACUGGCCGAGCUUCGCGCCGAGCGGGUCACGUGGAAUUCGAUUGCUGCGUCAGAGGCCGGCACGACAGGUGCGCCGACCACAGGAUCGGGCGCGAGUGGGGGCGGUGCGCUUCGUGCCCUGCAGAAGCUCAAUGAGAUGUCAGCAGCCAAGAUCGCGGGUCAGAGCGGAGCUGCUGGCGAGGAGGAAGGCAGUGCGUGGUACAGCGGAGGAAAGCGCGUCUCGCUCGGGCUGGGACUGCCCAGCUUCUCGGCGUUGCGACCCAGCGCGUCUCGAUCCACCUCGACCGCCGGACCAUCGGAAGCACACUCUUCGCCUUCUCCUGCUCCGGCACGGCCCCCAACGGCCAAGACCGAAUCUGGCGCCGAGAGCCAACUGCCACCAUCGGCAACGUCGGAGGAAGAAGACGCUGAGGCCGCCAACACGUCGUCGUCCUCGUUGCUAGGAGGAGGCUGGCGCUCGUGGACAGCUUGGAGCGCAGCUUCGGCCAGCACGGGUAGCGAGACGUCCACCCCACAGAGGUGUUCAGGUCGAACCACGGAGCUCUCGAGACUUGCAUCUGGUCCUCCACGUUCCUCGCCAACAUGGGCUGCACGUUCAGCAGCAGCUGAGGCCCGCCUGCGCCAUAUACGACUUCGACUCUCGAUCCUAUCCUCGAGUCGUAGCCAAUACGGCAGGCAGUGCCGACAUCGCAGCUUCCGUCGACAUUCCAGCUUGCGAGCGCUGCGGGGCGAGAUGGGCUCUGCCACGGUGGAAGAGUUCGUGGAGCUGCUCAACGCGGAGCAGCAUGUGGAUCUGCAAAAGCUGCGCGACCUUGCGCGGCACGGGGUGCAGCCUGCGGUGCGCGGCGAGGUGUGGCUGUACCUGCUGGGCGUGCUGAGCGACGACAAGGGGCAGGAGAUGACAUCGGUGCGCAGCAAGUAUCUCGAGUACGAGGCGUUGGACAAGCAUAAUCCGGCGCUCGAGAAGCGCGUGCGCAGCGAAUGCCAACGAUACUACCAGAAGCGGCUGGGCACAAGACCGCCGCCCGGCAGAACGCUCAUGCGCAGCUCGCGCAGCGUGGCGGCGAGAAGGCCCGGCGGAUACUCGGGCGGCAUAGGAAGUGCUGGCACAGGCACAAGCGACGGACCAGGAGCAGGAUCGACACUGGGCGGAGCAGUCGCGGCGAUGGGAAGCCCGCACUCGGUGAUGCCAGCGGUUGGAACGGCGGGCGUGGCCACAGCGACGUUGCUCGGUGCGGAUCGCGGGCCGAAUCGGGUGAACGAUGGGCGGAUCCACGCGCUGGGUGGGAUCAUUGGCGAGAGCGGCGUAUCAGCGGCGAUGGACGCGGACGAUCCGGAUGCAGCAGCUGCGCUCGAGCUCAAACGGUUCGGACGAAGCGUGGAGAGCAUCGUGUGCGCGUUUAUGAACCGAUGUGCGGCCGCCGAGGCAGCGCGCCGACGUGCAGGGGAUGCCAUCAACGCUGCAGCGCCAGCGAUUUACGAAGCGGAGACGAGCACGAGUCAGACAGCAACACACGCCAGCGAGGCGUCCAACGACGAGCGCCGGCAGGUCGAGUACUCGCAAUGGGGCGACGAUGCGUCGCGGUCCACCGACGCGGGCGAGGGUGCCAACGGCGCAGCAACGACUCGCUCGAAUGGCAGUCGGACACGGCACACACACUCGGGCGGGAGCAGCUCACGAUCGCGGUCGCGCGCGGGCUCGAUGAGCGGCGGCAGCAACGCAGCCGGUGGGAGUGGCCGUGACAAGGCCAGUGUGGAGGAAAGUGUUCGCUCGCGCAUGCCACGCGAGUACGAGUGGGAGCCGCAGAUCGCCACGGCUGCGGGCGGGCGCGCAGGCACCGCCUCCGAGUUCCACCCUGCGCUGGUGUACCUGUGUGCGCCGUUCGUGCAGUGCGUGCGCGUCGAGGCGGGCAUGUACUUUGCGUUCGAGAAGCUGAUGACGCUGAUGGCGCGGCACAGUGCGCGGCAUCCAUUGCCACGACAGGUGGCGACGUUUCUGACGCUGUUCCGGACGACGCUACCGGAGCUGCACUCGUACUUUGAGGAGGAGGAGGUGGACAUUAUCGGGUUCGCGACCAACUGGCUGCAGCAUCUGCUGGCGGGCGAGCUGCGCAUCGAAGACCUCAUGCGGCUGUGGGACACGUACUUUGCGCUACCGGAUUUCAUGGAUCUGCAUCUGUACGUGUGCAUUGCGAUCCUCACCAACUGCAAGGACUCGCUCGAGGAACUCGACCGGUCGGAGACGAGGAGCAUGCUCGACAGCCUGCCGCCGCUCGAUGUGGAUCGGAUUAUCAACGAGGCGAUCAACAUACGAUUGAGCCACCAGCGCUCACAGCGCACCGACGAGCUCUGA
Moesziomyces antarcticus is the source of this 4365-nucleotide messenger RNA. RefSeq lists its product as uncharacterized. Gene Ontology annotation, biological process: activation of GTPase activity. The transcript is spliced from 2 exons. The coding region runs from base 1 to 4365 and encodes 1454 amino acids. Gene Ontology annotation, molecular function: GTPase activator activity. Lineage: Eukaryota; Fungi; Basidiomycota; Ustilaginomycetes; Ustilaginales; Ustilaginaceae. The record is from RefSeq and is a predicted model, not a curated record.